This is a messenger RNA of Brettanomyces bruxellensis, 4596 nucleotides long. RefSeq lists its product as uncharacterized. The record is from RefSeq and is a predicted model, not a curated record. Gene Ontology annotation, molecular function: GTPase activator activity. NCBI's taxonomy places the organism in Eukaryota, Fungi, Ascomycota, Pichiomycetes, Pichiales, Pichiaceae. The transcript has a single exon. Gene Ontology annotation, biological process: negative regulation of TORC1 signaling; positive regulation of autophagy; intracellular signal transduction. Gene Ontology annotation, cellular component: GATOR1 complex. The coding region runs from base 1 to 4596 and encodes 1531 amino acids.
AUGGCAAGGCGCCCACGCAUACAAUUCGACCUCUCGCGGUCGAGGAACAGGGCGAGCCAAAGAACAAAUGAAGCAAGCCUGAUAGUGGGAAGGCGGGGGACAGAAAGCGAGUUAGUGUCAGCAACAGAGGCAAAUACGGACAGCCAGAGCGAGCAGAACUCGCAGAGAACACGUUCGACGAGAAAUGGGCCAAUGAGAAUUGUAGGAGGGGACACAGAGUCGCGUAUGGCAUCGAUUGGAAGGUCGAAUGAGGCCGGUAAGGAUGAUACACCCGGUGAAAGCAGUAGUCGGGGUACACCGGGCUGGGCUCGGCUGUCUGUGAGGUUCCAUGAGCCGGGGAAGUGGCCUGAGGAUGUGGUGGUGGACCCCGGAGUGGUGCCAGGUGCAGUUGAGGGCGGGGUUGGGCAGCUGAGGUGCGAGGAGGGCUCAUCGAGGCGUUUGUACUUCAUAUUUAAGAAGUGCCAGCCAGGGGGUGCAGGUAACGCAGGUGCAGCGAAUGCAACACUGGGCAAUGCAGAUGCAGGCAAUGCGGGUGCAGGAAAUGAAGGUGCCGCGAACGCAGCGAGUGCAGGAAUAGGACCAAAGACCAUCUCGGUCAAAUCGGGACCCAUUCAGAAGCUGCUGGACCUUAAGCCGCGAUCCCCAGUGGUGGUAGGCCCAGUAUCGAGGGAGCAGGCAGAGGCAGAUGUGGUGGAAAUCUACAUCCGGGACUUGCACGUGUCGCGGGGCGACAUGUGGAACCUGGCGGGAUUACUGGUGCACGGGUGUGUUUACCGGACGCAGCGGUUGAGCUUUCUGCAAGGGUCGAUCCGCGGGGAUGUGCAGCGGAUGUACCGGCGGGGCAAGAAGGUGUUUUCUGCGUAUGUUGGAGAGUCAACACGGGUGGUUUUCCGGUCGGAAUCGGCCCGACUGGUGGUUUUCAUCCAGAUUUCGCUGGAAAUGUGGCAUUUCGAGGAGAGCGGGCAGCAGAUGUUCUACAAGUUGGUGAACUCGCUUUUCCCGAAGGUGUUCAAGCGAUGGAAGAAGCUUGGAACGCACCACCUGAUCAGCAUAGUGCUUUUCACGAGUGUGGAUCUGGAUGAAGGCCGAAACACAAGGUAUGCGGCUGGAGAAAGACCUCCCAAGAGACAGGACUACUACCGGGUGGUUGUGGACCAGGUGUCGAUCACGCUGUGGAACGAGAUCAUGGCCACGUUGCGGCUUGAAUUUGCCAACUUCAAGCGUGAUAUUUUGCUGGGGCCCAACCGGAAAAUCGACCACGACCACCCUCAACAGUACUUGAUUCGUGGAAACUUCCUUCCGGCCGUCAAGGGCAAUCUUUUGGAGGCCAUCAACCUUGGAAUGAGUCUCGUUUCGGACGAUUUCCGUGACCCGGACCUCCGGCAGACCACCAACCACCUCAUAGUGAUAUCUCCGGGUAACGGACUCUUCGACGUGGACCACGAGAUGCUUGUGGGGACGGGGCGGAUGCUCGCGACGGUCGACUCGACGAUCGACGUCAUCUGCCUCUCCCAGCCGCCGCUCCACGUUGUUCCACUCUUCCGGUACCUGGACUCGAACCACAAGACACAUCACUGCAUUCCGAACUUCAUGGACAUCUCCUUCUGGAGCGACGCGUCGCAGUCCGUCCACCAGUGGCUCCCCCGGUGCAAAAUCUACGAGUUGCAGAUGAUGGGUGUCAUGGAGAACGAGCUCACGUCGGUCAGCAUCCAGGAUCUCAGCCUUGGCCGUUACAGUAGUGCGGUGGAUGCGAUGGGUGGCUACGACUCCGCGGUGUUUCGCCCUGCAGGGGGUGCGGACACAUUCCGUGCUGCAGAUGCACGUCAUCAUGCAGACGCACGUCGUGCACGCACUUCAGAUGCUGCCGAGCCACGCCGCACAGGCCUGCGUUCGGGCCUCCAGGCAUCGCUGCAGGGCAAGCUGCAGGCAAAGGAGAUUCCCUCCGUACAGGCGGCGGCACCCACGACGUCGAGUGCCACUGGAAUCACGACGACCAGCAAGCCGAACAUUUCGGCGUUUUCGUCUCUUCUUUCGAUUUCAAAGAACAACCAACCUCGCUCCGGGCUUCCCCGGGCCCUGGAGUUUGUCAAGCGACUGAUAUCAUCUCCGGGAGGACAGGAUGGAGAUGGAGAGACGAGGGUGAAUGUGCACCCAGGGCAUUUAGAUGCUUCGAGUUCUCAUUCAGGUGAUUUAGGCCCACAUGUUAAUGGCUCAAGCACACACUUAGAUGCCCUAAACCCACACACAGAUACAUUCAGUACACACACAGAUGCCUUAAGUACACACUUAGAUGCCCCAAGCUUGCACUCCAACAUGCACGCCAGCAUGCAUGCUGCAUCACGCUUCAAUGCACAUCCCCUGGCCGGCAUGCACACCCGCGCGGCAAAGCACCCGCAGCAGAAGAAGUGGAACGCGUACUGGACAGUGGUGCAGAACCCCUCGAAUGUGACAACGUCAGAGCUCUUUGGGCUCGUCUCGUACGGCCGGUGGCAGUUUGUGUUUCCGCCAAAUGUCCGGCGAAGAAUUAUCAAGUGGACAUCGUUGGCAACACCGGCAGCGUUGCCAGUCAUGACACCACUCUUCCCCACGAGUGAAGACUUCAACCAGAACUUCACGUUCCGGAUCUACGACGUGCUGCCGAACCCAGGGGGCGUAAACGGCAACACGGGGACCAGUGAGACGCUCAUGCGGUCGAUGAUCUCGCUCAGGGUGUCUCUCGGGUUUCAGAUCUGCGUUGGGGACCGGGUUCGCUGUGUGGAGAACCAGCGGAAGCCAAACGGAGACUCGAAGAUGCUGGUUGAGUACCUGGACGCGGACCACUAUGAGGGCAGCCGAAUAUAUCUGUCGCUGUCGGACGAAAUCCACCGGAUCAGCUGCGACUACAACGGGUUGGUGAACGUGCAGGUGUACCGACGCAUAGCAAGCGGAGGUGCAGCAUCGGCAGACGCAGACUAUGUGGGCCAUAUCCGCACGAGGUACAGCGAGGUGUACCGGCCGGUAACUGUGCACCUGAGCCGCGAGGGGGCCCGCGACUACAACUGGAACCGGCUUGACCAGGUGCUUGCCGGGUACAGCGACUCAGGGGAGGGCCAACCGGACGGCCAGCCGCAGUACCACCGGCUGAAGUUUGCGGUGAUCCCCACAAACCUGCCUGAGAACUCUUUCAAGCUUGCCUCCGAGAGCCUCACACCCGAGGAGAUCCGAUUGGAGGGAAUCCGGUCGCUGGUGGCCACGAUCAACCGAAACAGGCUUCGGACCCCCGAGGAACGCCGGGCCCGGCCCAAGAAGUCCGAGAUUAUGCCCGAGAUCAACUUCUACACGGGGAACCUCUUCUCGUACUUGGACAACCAGGCGAACCUCGAGUUUAGCGGCGGAGUGAGCCCAACGCAGUUGUUCCACGGGCCAGCCUUCGACAAAUCGGUAUCGUUGGCCCGGCUGGCCUCUGCUUUGCAGGCCGAGGGCGGAAUCAAGAUCGCCGACCGCAAGUGGCAUCUUCUGAUGCACUACCACUGCUUCACGGGCACGGAUCUCGUCAGCUGGCUCAUUGAGAACUUCCAGGAUAUCGACGACCGCCAGGGGGCCGUGGAUUACGGCAACACGUUGAUGGAACGGGGGCUUUUCCGGCAUGUGAAGUCCAAGCAUCACUUUUUGGACGGCCACUACUUCUACGAGCUGAACGUGCAGUACUUGGGGGAGGGGAAGGGGGAAAAAGGGCAGAGGGGGAACAUAGAGCAGGAAAAGAACAUAGAGCAGGAAAAGAACGAAGGAGAACAGAAAACCACAGCUUCGUCCACUCCGCCAAAACGAAAAGUCGUGCUUUCAAGAAAAGUCAUCUACAACUUGGACCCGAACCAGGUGUCCUGGCAGCCGGAAAUUAUGAACGUGCACUACGACAUAGUGCACAACCCGGAGCACUGCUUCCACAUCCGGUUGGAGUGGCUCAACACAACGUCUAAGCUCAUCGAGGACACCGUCAGCAGCUGGGCCAAGCACUGCGAGAGAUACGGCUUGGAGUUGGUGGAGGUGCCCUGGGAUGAACUCUGCACUUUGCCGCUUGCCAACCCGCUUCAUUCAACCAUCGACAUCCACCUUGCCCUGGACCCCUGGUCCGAUCACGAGUUCGCAUGCCACACCUCCAUUCUUAACGAAAACAGGUACUUCUACCACCUCUACUUGCUCGAGAGAUGCCACUUCAUGCUCGACAACCGUACCGCGAAUCUUUUCCGCGAUGACCGCUUUGACGUCGUCUACAGUUGGGGAAGACCCCGUUUCAAGUACGCCCAGUUUGUGCACCGGACCGGGGCAUACAUUGCCGAACUCAGGGAGAACGGCAACUUCUUCCUUGCCCCAAACAACCCACACAUCGCACGGGUCAACUUGAGCAUCGGCCAGCUCCAGGGAAACAACAACAGCACCGUCUACUUUGACUCCCAGGGUGUCAUGCUUGAUUUCAGGGCCAUAUGCAGCGACCGGACCAUGCUCCGCGUCAUAUUCCGCGAGGCACUUGCCAAGUUCGAGCGCAGCCGUGAUGUUGAGCUUGCGUUAUUUGAGGAUGAUGAUGAAACGAGUGACACUGAGACUAAGGGUGAAGCAUAG